This is a messenger RNA of Nicotiana tabacum (common tobacco), 705 nucleotides long. Lineage: Eukaryota; Viridiplantae; Streptophyta; Magnoliopsida; Solanales; Solanaceae. The record is from RefSeq and is a predicted model, not a curated record.
AUGGUUGCUGCUAAAGUAGUUCUGGGUGAGCUAAGCAAUGGUCGUAGACGGGAGGAGGAUUUUCGUAUCUGCGAGCCCGCAGAUGCGAUGAGACUCCGCAAAUGCGGAGUUGUAGAGGCGCGACUGGCUUCACAAAAGCGAAUGAGAUCACACAGGCGCGGAAGCACAGAAAUGAGGGUAGCUGCUAGAGAGGUCUUAGGGGUCACGAAGGGCUCUCCCGGGGCUCAUAGAGGGGACUGGUGGUGGAAUGGAAAGGUCCAAGUUACGACGGCUAAAAAUGCGGCGUUUGCUCAUCUGUACGAGGAGCUCGGGGGCAAAGGCGGGGACAAGAAGUUGUACCGGUUGGCCAAGGUGAGGGAGAGGAAGGCUCGUGACUUAGACCAAGUCAAGUACAUCAAGGACGAGGAUGUCAAAGUAUUGAUGGACGAGGCACUUAUUAAGAAAAGAUGUCAGACAUACUUUCAUAAACUGUUGAACGAAGAGGGGGAUAAACGCAUUGUGCUGGGUGAGUUGAAGCACUCCGAGAGUCGGCGGGAUUUUGGAUACUGUAGGCGGAUUACGAUAGAGGAGGUGGAAAGGGCGAUGCGUAAGAUGUGCAGGGGCAGAGCGACGGGGCCAGAUGAAAUCCCGGUGGAAUUUUGGAAGAGCGCGGGCGAGCAAGUUAUGAGUGGCUCACUGGGCUGUUUAAUGUUAUUUUUAAGAUAA